Messenger RNA from Achroia grisella, 1054 nucleotides. RefSeq lists its product as uncharacterized. Lineage: Eukaryota; Metazoa; Arthropoda; Insecta; Lepidoptera; Pyralidae. The transcript has a single exon. The record is from RefSeq and is a predicted model, not a curated record. The coding region runs from base 23 to 1054 and encodes 343 amino acids.
UUCGGUGUAGUACUGUCUGAUAAUGAAUGUUUUAUCAAUUAUUACAUUCACAAUAUGCGUUACAUUAUCACAAACUAGAUUAAUUGAAAGGCACAUCGUUAAUAAAUCUACAAUUGAUGUAACACCAACUAAAUUGUCGACACCUACUCGAUUAACAAGGCAAACUUUCGAAGAGGAUGGCUUAACAGGCUUCUCGAGGGAAAUCAACUUUCAAACCGAUGAUGAAUAUAGCAAUAUACGGCCUUUUGACAGAAAGGCUAGAUACUCUUUUAAAUCAAAAGAAUUACCAUCAAUGUCCCAGAAGACGCGUUUUCUUAGAGAAUCCAAUGAACGUAUAAACAUAGGUAGUCAAAAUAGUUCUAAAGCAGAGAUAUCAGAUAUUAAAACAAAGAUAGAAUUAGUGAAAACACUAAUACCCAAAUACAAAGAUAUAGACUAUGACGAAGAUUUUCAAAUGAAGGUAAAUCAAUUGCCAGUAAGAUUGCUUGAUUCUGGCGAACAUGAAGAUGAUGAUUUUAAUUUGGACGAUUAUGAUUUCGAUGUUAAUCAUGAUGAAUUUGCUGGCAGAGGUAAGCCAUUGGAACCUCGAACAAAAUUUAAAGAUACCAAAGAAAGAAGUCGUCUGACACCGAUGCCUAAACUUGUUAUUGAGCCACCACCCGAUAUAAAAAUACAGAACAAAGGAGUCAUACCUGUUAUGGAUACAAACAAAAAAGAAAAAGCUGAUAAAGCAUCAGAUAAAAUAAAAGAAGAUUACUAUGACGACCUAGUGACAAGUACUAAGCCUUCGGAAACUGAAAAAUCACGAGACGAAGAAGAAGAAACUGGUAACGAAAAUGAAGAAAGCAAAGAAAUACUUGUACGCAGUGUGAGGUCACCAUGGAGUGACAGUUCUUAUGUAAACAAAAUGGGAGGUCAAGCUACCACUGUCGUUACAAAAUUAUUGGGGAUAUUGCCUAUGUUUCCGGAAGCUCCACCGGAUACGUACUCUGACAGUGAAUCUAGUCACUCUAAUAACCCUAUGAUGGACCCCUUGACUUUGUUUUUGUUCUAA